Molecule: messenger RNA, 3136 nt
Organism: Arabidopsis thaliana (thale cress)
Lineage: Eukaryota; Viridiplantae; Streptophyta; Magnoliopsida; Brassicales; Brassicaceae
Product: Leucine-rich repeat protein kinase family protein
Exons: 12
Coding region: 271-2967 (898 amino acids)
Cellular component (GO): plasma membrane
Molecular function (GO): ATP binding; protein serine/threonine kinase activity; protein serine kinase activity
Source: RefSeq, marked reviewed
AUCUUUCCAUUCUUUAUUUACUUUCGUUUGAUUUCUCAUUUUGUUUUUAUAUAUUUGCCACCAAUUCUAGUUUGAACAUUUCCACAAGACACAUAAUUUCGUAGGCAAAUAAGAGUGCUGUUACAAUCACCUGAAUAAGUCUAAUGUUGAAGAAGAAGACUUGGCCAUCUUAAUUGACCAAUACUUUGCUCUUAUGUCAAUCUUUACCCACCAAGAACCUAUGAAAAAUGAAUAGCCUCCUCUGAUUCAGAACAAACAUCCCCAAAAAACAUGAGGUUUUUGUCUUUCUUGAUCUUCGUUUUCGCAGUUCUUGGAUUGGUUCAAGCUCAAGACCAAUCAGGAUUCAUAAGCUUAGAUUGUGGUUUGGUGCCUACGGAAAUUACUUAUGUGGAAAAGUCGACGAAUAUAACAUACAGAUCAGACGCAACUUACAUCGACAGUGGAGUUCCCGGGAAGAUCAAUGAAGUGUACAGAACACAGUUUCAGCAACAAAUUUGGGCCUUGAGAAGCUUCCCUGAGGGUCAAAGAAAUUGUUACAACUUCAGUCUCACCGCAAAACGUAAGUAUCUAAUCAGAGGAACCUUUAUCUAUGGGAAUUAUGACGGUUUGAAUCAACUCCCGAGCUUUGAUCUUUACAUCGGUCCAAACAAAUGGACCUCUGUUUCGAUCCCCGGAGUGAGAAAUGGUUCAGUCUCCGAGAUGAUCCAUGUCUUAAGACAAGACCAUCUUCAAAUUUGUCUUGUGAAAACAGGAGAAACUACACCGUUUAUUUCUUCAUUGGAACUUCGUCCUUUGAACAAUAAUACAUACGUCACAAAAAGUGGAUCGCUUAUUGUGGUCGCAAGACUUUACUUUUCACCCACUCCACCAUUUCUCAGGUAUGAUGAGGACGUCCAUGACCGAAUUUGGAUUCCAUUCUUAGAUAACAAAAAUUCCUUGUUAAGCACGGAACUCUCUGUUGAUACAAGUAACUUCUACAAUGUGCCUCAAACUGUAGCGAAAACUGCUGCUGUCCCUUUAAAUGCUACUCAGCCUCUGAAAAUAAAUUGGAGUCUCGACGACAUCACUUCACAGUCAUAUAUAUACAUGCAUUUCGCUGAAAUCGAGAAUCUUGAAGCUAAUGAGACCAGAGAAUUCAAUAUUACUUACAAUGGUGGCGAAAAUUGGUUCUCCUAUUUUAGACCUCCAAAGUUUCGUAUAACAACUGUAUACAAUCCAGCAGCUGUGAGUUCUCUAGAUGGGAAUUUCAACUUCACUUUCUCGAUGACCGGUAACUCUACUCAUCCUCCUCUUAUCAACGGCCUUGAGAUUUAUCAAGUUCUAGAGCUUCCACAGCUUGAUACAUACCAAGAUGAAGUUUCCGCUAUGAUGAAUAUCAAGACAAUAUAUGGAUUGAGCAAAAGGUCUAGCUGGCAAGGAGAUCCAUGUGCUCCUGAGUUAUAUAGAUGGGAAGGUUUAAACUGUAGUUAUCCAAACUUUGCGCCACCGCAGAUCAUAUCCUUGAACUUGAGUGGAAGCAAUUUGAGUGGUACCAUAACAUCUGAUAUAUCCAAGCUAACACAUUUGAGAGAACUAGAUUUAUCAAACAAUGACUUAUCAGGAGAUAUUCCAUUUGUUUUUUCUGAUAUGAAGAAUUUGACACUCAUAAACUUGAGUGGAAACAAGAAUCUAAAUCGCUCAGUUCCAGAGACUCUUCAGAAGAGGAUAGAUAACAAAUCUUUAACACUAAUUAGAGAUGAAACCGGAAAAAAUAGUACAAAUGUAGUUGCUAUCGCAGCAUCAGUGGCUAGCGUGUUUGCUGUGCUAGUUAUCUUGGCUAUCGUUUUUGUCGUCAUAAGGAAAAAACAGAGAACUAAUGAAGCUUCAGGACCCCGAUCAUUCACUACUGGCACGGUUAAGAGUGAUGCAAGAUCAUCGAGUUCAUCAAUCAUAACAAAGGAACGCAAGUUCACUUAUUCGGAGGUACUAAAGAUGACUAAAAACUUUGAGAGAGUUCUUGGUAAAGGAGGGUUUGGAACAGUGUAUCAUGGUAACUUGGAUGAUACUCAAGUAGCUGUGAAAAUGCUUUCUCAUUCAUCAGCUCAAGGUUAUAAAGAGUUCAAAGCAGAGGUUGAACUUCUUUUAAGAGUUCAUCACAGACAUUUGGUGGGACUUGUUGGUUACUGUGAUGAUGGAGACAACUUAGCUCUGAUCUAUGAAUAUAUGGAAAAAGGAGACCUGAGGGAAAAUAUGUCAGGUAAGCACUUUAAUUUAGUUGAAUCCAUCUCCUUAGACAGUUUGAAACAUUCAAAGCCUGGUACAGGAAAACACAGUGUCAAUGUCCUAAGCUGGGAAACAAGAAUGCAAAUAGCUGUAGAGGCAGCACAAGGAUUGGAGUAUUUGCAUAACGGAUGUAGGCCUCCUAUGGUACAUAGAGAUGUGAAACCAACCAACAUUUUAUUAAAUGAGCGGUCUCAAGCAAAACUAGCCGACUUUGGGCUAUCGAGAUCUUUUCCUGUUGAUGGUGAAUCUCAUGUCAUGACAGUCGUUGCAGGAACACCUGGUUACUUAGAUCCUGAGUAUUACAGAACAAACUGGCUAAGCGAGAAGAGUGAUGUGUACAGCUUUGGUGUAGUGCUUUUAGAGAUAGUCACAAACCAGCCUGUGAUGAAUAAAAACCGAGAGAGACCUCAUAUCAAUGAAUGGGUUAUGUUCAUGCUUACCAAUGGGGAUAUCAAGAGUAUUGUCGACCCGAAACUGAAUGAAGACUAUGACACAAACGGUGUGUGGAAGGUUGUAGAGUUGGCUUUAGCUUGUGUAAACCCGUCUUCAAGCCGUAGACCGACAAUGCCACACGUGGUGAUGGAGCUAAACGAAUGUCUUGCUUUGGAAAUAGAAAGGAAACAAGGUAGUCAAGCGACGUACAUAAAGGAAUCUGUUGAGUUUAGUCCAUCUUCUGCUUCUGAUUUUUCCCCUUUAGCUAGGUAAAAGUCUUUGUGUUAUCAAGCUUUGUUGUUUAUUAUAAUCGAUUGUUCAUAUUGAAAUGUUUAAGAUAGUUCUGUGAAUUUUCUUCAAAAUGUAUUAGCCUUUAUUAUGUGUAACAUUCUUGGAUUCCAAGAAAUUUAUAUCUUUAAUAUUAGUUUAUGUAUGAGUCAUC